This is a messenger RNA of Brettanomyces bruxellensis, 810 nucleotides long. RefSeq lists its product as uncharacterized. The record is from RefSeq and is a predicted model, not a curated record. Gene Ontology annotation, biological process: tRNA wobble uridine modification. The transcript has a single exon. NCBI's taxonomy places the organism in Eukaryota, Fungi, Ascomycota, Pichiomycetes, Pichiales, Pichiaceae. Gene Ontology annotation, cellular component: elongator holoenzyme complex. Bases 1 to 810 code for a protein of 269 amino acids.
AUGUCAUCCGCUGCAGAUCUUCCGGCACAGGAUCUUGUGAUCUACUCCGAUGGUUCUAUAACUCCACAAUCAAGUGUAGCAUUAGGCAAAGAGUACACCUUCAGUUUGCUGCUCUAUACAGAGUUCACAAAAUGCACGUGGUUUGAGGUUGCAUUGAUACAAAGCAGUAUGCUAGACAAGUGUUAUAUAAAUUCAACCACACAAAAUCAAGAUAAUUAUAGCUUACGAAACUCAAAAUCUAACGUACUUUUUGCAUCAUUUGGAAACGGUUCUGAGGUCUACGCUAAGCAGUUCCAAAAAUAUGUCAAAGCUGAUAUAACAGCUGUGAACGGAGUUUUCAAAUUUGUAACAUUUUUGGAAGAGGAUAUUGACAAAUGGUUUGAUAUAUUGUGGACGGAAGCAGAAAGGUUGACUCAGGAUAAAACUAAAAUAUUGAACAUUUUUAUAGAAGAUCCACAGCUUUUUCUAUUUAUGAAAGACUGUGACGAAGAUGAUGUUAUUAGCAAAUUGGCAAAACUUAACAGAAUUGGUAAUGUCUAUAUUAUUGCCCCCUCUGACAAAAGUUUGAUUCAGCCUUCAGAACUACCCAACGAUUUGGCUACAAUAUACACCAGCUUUAUUUUCAAGUUGCUUCAUAGAUCUAAUCUUAUAGUAAGAUUGCAGCCAUUGAAGACAGGCAGGGCUGAUGAUAUCACAGGUGAACUUGUUAUUAAUAAAGGAUUGGUCGACCAUACAAAACUUCAAGUCUUAGAAAGGGAAUAUUUGUACGUGAUAGGGAAAGAGGGAUCUGUCAAAUUGUUCUAUCGUUAG